AUGACUAUCAUGCGAAUCCGGAAGCUGCGGAUCGAUGAAGGUGACUCGAACUGGGGACGGCUCCUGCGGCUCAGUUUAUGGCAAGUGGCCAUCGCUCAUCCGUCCUUCAUGCCCCCUGAGGAGAUGUACCACGACUUUCCCUCCGGCGGUUGCCCGAUCCCUGGCUGCACAGACAACUGCGACCUAUUCCGCUUCCCCAAGCAGAGACCUGAGCACACGGGGGUGCUCGCACCCGCGUCAUCGAGCAGCGGGCUGCAGAAGCAGUACAGGCGGGCUGCUGAAGAAGUACGGCAUCGAUACGGGGGCAGGGCGCGGGCAAGGGAGAUGUGCAACUGGAUCGAGUGCAGAAGGUGCUUCUCUGACGACGCAGCAGGCACCGCUGCAUUCGCAUUGAAUGGGAGCACCGGGGAGGGCAGCGUGACGGGCAGCGAGGCGAGCAAGGAGAGGGGCGAACCUGAUAACGAGCCCGCGAAAAGAUAUAGAGACACACCUGCAACCACCGCCGUCAGAGUAGUCGACGCGGUGGAACGUAAACAAGGCCGAAAGAGGGUAUCUGCCAUGACCACGUCAGCCAUCAUUCAAGCGGGGCUACCCGUACAGAACAACGAGGAGUUCGCGAAGAUAUGGAGCAUGAUCCACAUGUUCGCAAACCCCUCGGAAAGGAUAGACAUACCUUGA
This is a messenger RNA of Dichomitus squalens LYAD-421 SS1, 678 nucleotides long. RefSeq lists its product as uncharacterized. The record is from RefSeq and is a predicted model, not a curated record. Lineage: Eukaryota; Fungi; Basidiomycota; Agaricomycetes; Polyporales; Polyporaceae. The coding region runs from base 1 to 678 and encodes 225 amino acids. The transcript is spliced from 3 exons.